AUGGCACGGGAUCCUCAAUGCGUGCGGGUCGCGGGUAAGGGUACCAGCGGGUCCGGGUACGGGACGCGUUUCGCCGUACCCGAGGACCGACUAUCGAAAACGCGCAUCGUCCACCGCGCUCUCAAAAUCGAAACCUGGGUCGCCGCGUACCCGUCGACGAGGCUCGGGAGGGUUUUCCUGAUGCACAGUGAAUACAACAAUGCUCACGAGAACGGCCACGACGACCAGGAACCUCACGAGGCAGCGUCCGAUGUCGAUGACCAACCUGAUCGUGGACACGACAACGCAGAUGAAGACGCUGACAUGGAGGAUGGUCCCGAGGUCGAUUGGGAGGACCCAAAGACCAUGUAA
Molecule: messenger RNA, 351 nt
Organism: Gloeophyllum trabeum ATCC 11539
Lineage: Eukaryota; Fungi; Basidiomycota; Agaricomycetes; Gloeophyllales; Gloeophyllaceae
Exons: 2
Coding region: 1-351 (116 amino acids)
Source: RefSeq, a predicted model, not a curated record